AUGGCCUGUGCCCUUCUCUUUCGGCUUCUUCUACUUACGGCCCUGCCGACCUCCUCUCAAGGCAACCACUUGGGCCCCACAUCGCGUCUGCGUUAUUCCACGUUCCUAGAUCCUUCUAAUGUCAUUUUCCUACACUGGGACUUUGACCUUGAGGCUGAGAUCAUCACUUUUGAGCUCCAGGUCCGGACAGCUGGCUGGGUGGGCUUGGGUAUCACAAAUCGCUACACCAGAGUGGGAAGCGAUCUGGUUGUUGGAGGAGUCUCGCCGGACGGCAAUGUCUAUUUCUCGGAUGAGCACCUGGUGGACGAAGACGCUCUGGAGGAGGACGGGAGCCAGGACGCGGAGCUGCUGGCACUGACAGAAGACGCCGUCUAUACCACCAUGCGCUUCUCCAGGCCCUUCCGCUCCUGUGACCCUCAUGACCAAGACAUCACGAGUGACACUGUGAGGGUGCUUGCCACCUACGGCCCAGAUGCCACUCUGAAGCUGGACUGGGAGUGUACUUUUGUGAAGUCCAUCUUCCUGCUCCAAAUCGUCCACCCCGAUGAUCUCGAUGUCCCCGAGGACACCAUCAUCCAUGACUUGGAGAUCACUGAUUUCCUCAUCCCAGAGGAUGACACCACGUAUGCCUGCACCUUCCUCCCUCUCCCCAUCGUUAGCAAGAAGCACCAUAUCUACAAGUUUGAGCCCAAGUUGGUCCAUCACAAGGAGACGAUGGUGCACCACAUCGUGGGGUACGCCUGCGGCAAGGCCAGUGCUCUCCCCAAGGGCAUCAGCGACUGCUACGGGGCCCACCCCGCCUUCUCCCUCUGCUCGCAGGUCAUCGUGGGCUGGGCUGUCGGGGACACAAGUUACCAGUUUCCAGGUGAUGUGGGUAUCUCUAUUGGGACGCCUCUGGACCCCCGGUGGGUCCGACUGGAGAUUCACUACAGCAAUUUCCACAGUCUUCCUGAUGUGUACGACUCCUCGGGGAUUCGAGUGUACCUCACGGCGCAGCUGCGCAAAUAUGACAUGGGUGUCCUGCAGCUGGGCUUCUUCACUUUCCCCAUCCACUUCAUACCCCCGGGCGCCGAGUCCUUCGCGUCCUACGGGCUGUGUAAGACGGAGAAGUUUGAAGAGAUGAACGGGGCCCCGGUGCCUGACAUCCAGGUCUGCGGCUACCUGCUCCACACCCACUUGGCUGGCCGCACUCUGCAGGCCGUGCAAUACAGAAAUGGAACACAACUCCAAACAAUCUGUAAAGAUGAUUCCUACGACUUCAAUCUGCAGGAGACUCGAGAUUUACCUUCUCGAGUGGCCAUCAAGCCGGGAGAUGAAUUGCUGGUAGAGUGUCACUACCAGACGCUGGACCGCGACUCCUUGACUUUUGUAAGGUGGCCCAGCACCGUUAAUGAGAUGUACCUCAUCUUUCUCUUCUACUAUCCCCGAAACAACAUCUCCAGCUGCAUGGGGUACCCUGACAUCAUCUACGUGGCCCAUGAGCUGGGGGAGGAGGCAUCAGACUCCAUGGAGGGCAUGAUGGCCACGAACAAGGUGGAGUGGACCCCGGAGAACAUCAAAAAGGCUGAGAAGGCGUGCAAGGAGGCCCAGCAGACGGUGAUAAUAAAGACCAUUGACGAGCUAGUGGAAAACACAACAGGCUGGAUUCCGGAAAUCAUCCCUGCUCUCCGGGGUCCUUGCUUGGAGUCCUCCAGAGGCAAAGUGGAGCCCCAGGACAGAACCCCUGCAGGCUUCAGGGCUGCCCCCAUGGCCCUCUCGGGCUCCAGCACUGCCACACCAAGGCGCCUCCCCCUGACUGCCCUCUUGUUUGGCUUGGGCGUGGCACAGAGUCCAUAA
Balaenoptera musculus (blue whale) is the source of this 1836-nucleotide messenger RNA. RefSeq names its product putative DBH-like monooxygenase protein 2. Gene Ontology annotation, molecular function: copper ion binding; dopamine beta-monooxygenase activity. The transcript has 14 exons. Gene Ontology annotation, cellular component: secretory granule membrane. Lineage: Eukaryota; Metazoa; Chordata; Mammalia; Artiodactyla; Balaenopteridae. Gene Ontology annotation, biological process: norepinephrine biosynthetic process; dopamine catabolic process; octopamine biosynthetic process. The coding region runs from base 1 to 1836 and encodes 611 amino acids. The record is from RefSeq and is a predicted model, not a curated record.